AUGCCUUGUCAGUUUGAUUUACGAGAGGUGCAUGCAUUCCAGAGUCGCGUAGCUACCGACGAGGAAUUGAAAUUGAGCGAUACACUGCGGUAUUACAUGAAGGAUACCGAUGCUGCAAAGGAUCUUCUUUAUCGAAGGAUGCGUUGCUUGGCAAAUUAUGAAGCAGCAAAUAAAAAUUUGGAACGAUGCAGAGGGCGGAAUAAAGAUAUACCAAGGGUACUAAAUUUACUUGUUUUUUUCAUUGGUCUGGAUUAUUUAACAUUUUGUCAGGAUCGCCUGAACUAUUGGUGUGGGAUCCUUGCUGUUACUUGA
This is a messenger RNA of Gongylonema pulchrum, 312 nucleotides long. Lineage: Eukaryota; Metazoa; Nematoda; Chromadorea; Rhabditida; Gongylonematidae. The record is from the annotation of a GenBank genome assembly.